Molecule: messenger RNA, 277 nt
Organism: Meloidogyne enterolobii
Lineage: Eukaryota; Metazoa; Nematoda; Chromadorea; Rhabditida; Meloidogynidae
Source: the annotation of a GenBank genome assembly
AUGGUAAAUAAAUACUCCACUCCGAACUUUUUUGUCACCCUGUAUUUCUCUCCUUUAGUUAGUGCAAAAGGUUAUUCGGCGGCUGGGAGCAAACCAGCAUUUCAGAAUAAAAUAAACUUUAUAAUCAAUGGAAAACACAAUCCAAGCACGUUCAUUUUUCUCAAGAAUUUUUGAGGCAAUUUGUGAAAGCUCGUGAUUAACAAAUCGAAUACUUCCAUAAAGGGUUUCAUAUGAAAGAUGGUUUAAAAUUUUAAAAUAAAUCUCACAAGGGAGCAUU